Molecule: messenger RNA, 1651 nt
Organism: Laetiporus sulphureus 93-53
Lineage: Eukaryota; Fungi; Basidiomycota; Agaricomycetes; Polyporales; Laetiporaceae
Product: WD40 repeat-like protein
Exons: 9
Coding region: 148-1536 (462 amino acids)
Biological process (GO): maturation of SSU-rRNA from tricistronic rRNA transcript (SSU-rRNA, 5.8S rRNA, LSU-rRNA)
Cellular component (GO): small-subunit processome; nucleolus
Molecular function (GO): protein binding
Source: RefSeq, a predicted model, not a curated record
CUUCUUGCUGCCUGCGCAAAGCUUUCUCCUCACAAAAAUAUUGACGAUUGAGACCACUUGGAAAGGUUGCGCAUUGGAAGAGGUGGACGGCAGCGCCAUCACUCGGCAUCUUUAUAGGAAAAUCAUUCGUCGAGAGAAAUCACAGAGAUGGUGAAAAUAUCUGUUCUGCAACACGCUCCUUCUGUACACUUGCCAGGACGACCUGGCGAUCCUACUCCGACCUCACGCAACCUGGACCCUCUUAUGCAUCCCUUCGCCCGUGCACGAGAGCGCAUGCGAGCACUCAACGCUGCGAAGAUGGAACGUAUCUUUGCAAAACCAUUUGUCGCUGCUCUGGAGGGUCAUGUUGAUGCUGUGGAAACGAUGGUGAAGAAGCCGGAGAGCUUGGAUUUCAUUGCGAGUGGUAGCUGGGAUGGAGGGCUCAUUAUGCAUGACAUUUCCCGGAGAACGAAGGUCCUGCACGUCGAAGGAGCACAUAAGGGCAAGAUAUCUGGGAUAUGCUUCGCCGACAGCGAUCGGCUGUUAACGUGCGGCGUGGACCGAAAUGUGAAGCUAUGGCAAGCCAACUCGUCAUCAGAGGAGGGUGAAGAUGGGGCGGGACCGUCAAAGAGCCAACAGCCUCUUAGUGUAUUUCCUGGCAAGGCAGCAUUCAAUUCGAUAGACCACCACCGAUCAGAUCCCCUCUUUGCCACCGCCUCGAAUCUGGUACAAAUAUGGGAUGAAACAAAGAGUGCACCAAUCUCAAAUCUUACCUUCCCCACAUCGACGGAGACGAUUUCCGCUGUCCGCUUCAAUCUCUCCGAGUCAUCGGUCCUCGCGAGUAUAGGGUCCGACCGCACAUUCACUCUGUACGACAUCCGGACAGGCAAGGCAGAGCGUAGGGUGAUCAUGCAGGCCAGUCUGAUGUUCAUCAUGCGGAGCAACUCGUUAGCAUGGUCACCAACAUUCCCUACUGUUCUUCUGCUCGCCUCCGAAGACCACAACCUAUAUACGUUCGACAUCCGUGCGCUCAAAACACCGUCACAAAUAUACAAGGCACAUGUUGCGGCCGUCAUGAGCUGCGAUUGGAGUCCGACGGGAACGGAGUUCGUCAGCGGUGGCUGGGACCGGACGGUGCGGAUCUGGAAAGAGGGCGUGGGCACACAGCCGGAGGUGUAUCACACAAAACGAAUGCAGCGGGUCACAUCGACGCUGUAUACUGCCGACGCGCGGUUCGUCCUGUCCGGCUCGGACGACGGCAACGUCCGGAUAUGGAAGGCUCAUGCGUCUGAGAAGCUCGGAGUCAUCACCGCGCGUGAGCGUGCAGCGAUCGAGUACCGCGAGAGUCUCAAGGAGCGGUGGAACAUGGACAAUGAGGUCGGCAAGGUGCAGCGGGUCCGUCAUAUGCCGAAGCCUGUUUACAAGGCUGCGCAGCUCAAGCGGACGAUGUUGGAUGCUCGCAGGGUCAAGGAGGAUCGCAGGAGAAAACAUUCACGGGCGGGCGAAUCGAAGCCCAAGGCAGAGAGGAAGAAGGUUGUCCUUGCGGAGCAGACAUAACUCUGCAUACAUCCACUUAUUUCAUCUUCCCGUGUCUAUAUGCGUCGUCACUACCGAAAGAUAUCUAUAGUAGCAGAAUGAAUCCUAAAUGACGUUUGUCGCAGUUAAGCCGGCU